AUGGAGAAGUCCAGCCGUGGAGUGCAAACAGCAAACCCUGGGUCUUCCAGCAAAGCCCUGCAAGCGGCCUCGGCAGCAAGAAGGGCCCAGAAGGAGCCCGGAAACCUCCCGGCCCCAGCGCGGCCGCAGCCCCGAGCGCGCCGCUUGCUCGCCGCGGACCACGCGUGCCCUUCCCGUGCCUGGCCGCGGCCUAACGGCUGCCUUCCCUUGCAGAUCAUCGCCUUCGACGAGCUCAAGACCGACUACAAGAAUCCCAUAGACCAGUGCAACACGCUCAAUCCCACAGUUGAAAAGGUCAAAAAGAUUAAAAGAGUCAAAAUUGCACUAAAGCUUGUACUUCCCGAGUACCUCAUCCAUGCAUUCUUCUGUGUUAUGUUUCUGUGUGCAGCAGAGUGGCUUACACUGGGUCUCAAUAUGCCUUUGUUGGCUUAUCAUAUUUGGAGGUAUAUGAGCAGACCUGUGAUGAGCGGCCCUGGUCUGUACGACCCUACAACCAUCAUGAAUGCAGAUAUUUUAGCCUAUUGCCAGAAAGAAGGAUGGUGCAAAUUAGCAUUCUACCUUCUAUCAUUUUUCUACUAUCUAUAUGGCAUGAUUUAUGUUUUGGUGAGCUCUUAAGAAGACGUUCAGUGAGCUUUGUUCCAGUUAAGUGCAUGCAAAAGCCACCAAACAUGGAUUCUAACAAGAACCUGUUACCAAGACUAAAUAUGGAAUCUGAUGAUUGCAUUUGCAUUAGAAAAAAAUGACUCCCCUCUUUUUAAAAUAUUUCCA
This is a messenger RNA of Nothoprocta perdicaria, 768 nucleotides long. It is a transcript of the gene CNIH1, whose product is annotated as cornichon family AMPA receptor auxiliary protein 1. The record is from RefSeq and is a predicted model, not a curated record. The transcript has 6 exons. Bases 1 to 615 code for a protein of 204 amino acids. Gene Ontology annotation, biological process: vesicle-mediated transport. Lineage: Eukaryota; Metazoa; Chordata; Aves; Tinamiformes; Tinamidae.